Messenger RNA from Cavenderia fasciculata, 282 nucleotides. RefSeq lists its product as uncharacterized. Lineage: Eukaryota; Evosea; Eumycetozoa; Acytosteliales; Cavenderiaceae. The coding region runs from base 1 to 282 and encodes 93 amino acids. The record is from RefSeq and is a predicted model, not a curated record. The transcript is spliced from 2 exons.
AUGUAUCAACAAAAACAAUCAAUCGAUACCAUAGAAGAUUGUAGCGAAAAGGUAAUUUCACCAGGCUCGGGUAAUUUCGAAUCACAACGAAUUACUCGUUUUACAAACAAGAAAAUAUUUCCGAGCUUUGGACAACCUUUUCUAGCUAGAUCUAGCUCCGAACCCACCUUAUCUGGGGCGAUUGAACGUUUAAGAGAGGUAUCUCGUCAAAGCUGCUUGGCAAACCCAGUCAACAGCUCAUCGAAAUUAAUUUCAGGUAAACUCGUCUACUUCUCUGUUUAA